Messenger RNA from Hydra vulgaris (swiftwater hydra), 554 nucleotides. RefSeq names its product GEL complex subunit OPTI. Gene Ontology annotation, biological process: mitochondrial respirasome assembly. The record is from RefSeq and is a predicted model, not a curated record. NCBI's taxonomy places the organism in Eukaryota, Metazoa, Cnidaria, Hydrozoa, Anthoathecata, Hydridae.
UAAAAUUGUGUUUUUAGAUAAUGGUUCAAAAAAAAACAAUAUUUUCUAAAAAAGAGACUUCUUUUGGGAGAUGUGUUUCAGUAUUCAAAAAAUCUCUUAGUUUUAAUGCAGUUUGGCAAGAAAAGGAUGAUUUACUGGAUGUUAUUUAUUGGAUGCGUCAGCUUUUUGCUUUAUUAAAUGGGAUAAUAUGGGGAAUAAUACCAUUCCAAGGAAUAAUAGGAAUUGCAGGUUUUUUAGCAAUAAACUGUGCUAUUGUAUAUAUUUACGUAUCAAAAUUUCAAAAAGUUGAUGAGGAUGAUUAUGGAGGAAUUCAAGAGUUACUAAAAGAGGGAUUGUUUAAUGCGUUUGCUGUUUUCUUAGUUUGUUGGAUAAUGGCAUACACAGGCAUCCAUUCUACAAAGCUGUAGCUUGGACAAUGGCAUAUAUAAACUUAUAUAUAUAUAUAUAUUCGUAUAUAAGACACUUUAUAAAACUAUUGGUUGAAAAUGAGUGUUUAAAAAAUGGUUUUACAAAAUGAAACAUUUGUUGGAUAAUUAAGUUUGUUAUUACACAAA